AAAAAAAAAAUGAUAAACUGUGGUCCUGCUUUACUUGUUUUAUAUCCGUGCGUAAAACUGCUGUGUUUCUUUUUGCCGUGCGCUGCGUUUUUGAGUAUGAUAAGCAUUUAUUUGGGAGGUAUUUUCUCCUAUUACACUAACGUUGCUGCUGUUAAAGUUAAUACAAUCGUAAAUUCGACGUCCCUUUAAAAAUAACGUUACAGAAGAAGCUUAUUAUUUGUGCUACUACAAGAAGCGUUGUAAUAGGUACAGAUUUCUCGUUGCCAUGAUAUAUAGAUAUCGAUGUGGUUGCUAUGACAAUAGCAUUAUUGAAUUUACAACAAUUAUUUACAAUGGCGACCGACGAGGAGAAAUAUAAAUUGGAAAAAUUAUUACAAGAAUUGGACGUUCCUGAACUUAAAUUACCUGACAGAUGUAAUGGGCUUGUUAAAGAAUUUCGUGAAAAAUACCAGGAAGAAAUAGAAGACGAGCAAUUAAUUUUCGAAAUAUAUGAAAAUCCAUACGUUCCAGACAAACAAAUGUUAGAAGAAAAUACAAAGAAACUAAAUGAUUUAGUAGCAGAAAGCAAAUGCGAAAAAAAAAAAAUUAACGAAAGCGUAUUGGGUAAAUUGAUAUCAAGUGAUCCUAAGCGCCCGUGGCGAACCAAUUCAUGCAGGGAAAAGCUUUUACGGGUUGACCUUGAACUUAAACAAUACAAAGAAAAAACAGACCAAGUGAUCACACCGUUAGAAGAACAUAAAAUGAAAGAUUUAGUAAAAGAGUGUCAAGAAGAAUCCUCUGUUGCGUGUCCCAUAGGAGCUGAUAGAUUGAGAGAGACCGUUGAAGAAGCCAGGAAAAAUUUACCAAACUUUCAGUUUAGAAAUGUUGAAAAUACAACUGCCACAGCGAUAUUGCCAAAUGCUCAAUUCCUUACAAUUUCUGUAAGAGAAACGAAUUGUGAUCCAUAAACUACGUGCCGCCAAAUUGUAUUACACAUCUACCUACUAGUUUAAUAAAAAUUGUUUUGUCUAAACUUA
Molecule: messenger RNA, 1016 nt
Organism: Melitaea cinxia (Glanville fritillary)
Lineage: Eukaryota; Metazoa; Arthropoda; Insecta; Lepidoptera; Nymphalidae
Exons: 2
Coding region: 294-947 (217 amino acids)
Source: RefSeq, a predicted model, not a curated record